AUGUUUUUUAUUCAGUGGUACUCCAUAGCGAUGGUCGUACUGCUCGACCUCGUAUGCGUCUUUCGGUUGAGUGUUCUGCAGCAGCCGUUGUCUGUGGCCACCGUGGUGUGGUUUGACAGGGCCUCCGAUAGCCCACAGGGGGCGAUGCUGCUCGCCGUAUUUCUUCUCUACUUGGCUCUGCCGAAGAUACUUGUUGCCUACGAGCCUCUCAAUCGCUGGACGCUGCUACUCGCGGCGAUUGGGGAGACUUUUCGUCUGGCACUUUUCUCCGCGCUGUUUACUGACUUUGACGGAGCGACGCAGCUGAACACCGUGGUGCUCACAUUCCUUUUCUACAACGCAUACAUUUACUGGUGGAACUGGAGAGCCAUGCACAAGAUGUUCUCGCGCUAG
Messenger RNA from Trypanosoma cruzi, 393 nucleotides. RefSeq lists its product as uncharacterized. The record is from RefSeq and is a predicted model, not a curated record. NCBI's taxonomy places the organism in Eukaryota, Euglenozoa, Kinetoplastea, Trypanosomatida, Trypanosomatidae. Bases 1 to 393 code for a protein of 130 amino acids. The transcript has a single exon.